AUGUCUGAGAGGUCUGCUGGUGGUGGUACUGGGAAGAAGGCCUGCUGGUGCGCAUUUCUAAUUCUUUGUCUGAUGCUCAUCACAUACGCGUUGAUUUCUUCAAAUGUAACACACACCCCCAAGGAGUUCAAGCUGAAGAGCUAUCUGACCCCGUUGCGAGAAUGGGGCAUGUUUAUUCCUUACGUUUACAUAGUGAUAUCCGCAAUCCACUAUGGCAUGUCGGUCCAGAUGGGAUAUAAUCUCAUUCCCAUUCUGAAUGGCGUUAGUUUCUUCGGUCGAAUCGUCCCCCAAAUUUGGGCACGCAAAUACUGGAUUUGUAACAUCUUUAUCAUCGCAAUGAUUGCAUCCAUGAUCAUCAUACUCGGCUCAUGGCUUCCCUCGCGCAGCAACGCCGCUAUCAUCGUCUUCACACCGUCCCGGGCGAUCGGUUCGCCGGCAAUCGGGGGACUGGUCAAGGCACCCAGACCAGCCACUGCAAAGGCGGUGCCCAUCCGAUAUCCGAUCUCGUUGGGCGGGGACAUGGUCAACGCAAUCAUGGGCCCUAGUCCAAUAGUCGCACCCGAUGCAAAGCCAAACAGGAGAGGCGACUAUGUGUAUGCAUCUGUAUUCAGCGGAGUAGCGUAUGCGGUGUCAAAUAUGCUACCCCGAGGUCCUUCCUAA
Penicillium expansum is the source of this 660-nucleotide messenger RNA. RefSeq lists its product as uncharacterized. NCBI's taxonomy places the organism in Eukaryota, Fungi, Ascomycota, Eurotiomycetes, Eurotiales, Aspergillaceae. The transcript is spliced from 3 exons. The coding region runs from base 1 to 660 and encodes 219 amino acids. The record is from RefSeq and is a predicted model, not a curated record.